UGCUUGUUUUUUUUUUUCCUCCUUAGACCUACCAGGAUGCGUAUCCGUAGCAUUUUGUCAAUUGAAAAAAAAAAAAAAAAAAAAAAAAAAAAAUGGUACCUCUUUGUUCCUAUUUAGGGAAGGUUCACUGCCCGAUUGGCGGGGGAAAGGGCAAGGGCUGAACUCCCCCCAACCAGAUCAGAAGCUGUGCUCUGUGUACGAUGUGUGCAAGGUGGUGUGGAUGAAAUUGUGUUGCCUGGGUUUGUUAGUUGAUUUGCUCUUGUGGGCAUCCAUUUUGGACAAGAUUUUCCUCCACUUGUUCAUUUGGCUGCGUUUUUUUUUAACUCUUUUUUCAUGCUCGUGACUUUACCCCCGGGUUUGUACUAGUUCUAGUCUACGUGGUAGCAUAUCUUUUUCUGGAAAGAGAAAGAGAAAAAAAAAACCGGGCUACCCAUCUACCUUGCCGUCCGUUCGCCCAUUGUUUCAAGAUCAUCACAACAGACGAGACAUUCAGAGUUGGAUCGUGGUACAUUUUCACCCAAAAGAGUCAAACAAGGUCCAUUCACAAAGGCCCGCUCAACAUUCGGACUUGCAUGCAGUUAGCUAAGUAGCUUGACAAGCUUUCGUGUUUGGUAGGGUUUAACCGACCUUACUCACCCGAGCUCGAUACCUUGUAAAUCCCAGCUUUACUGUCUAAUUCUAGAACUAGACUCAAACUUGGUCCCCGCCCGGUUGGCACGACUAGCGCAGAGUGGUUCUUUCCCCCAGUCUUGGUUUCCCCUGGAAUCAUACAUUAACUCUAUGACCUAUAACCAAACUAGGCGCAAGCUCGGUUGUAUUUCCGCCACGGCGUCGAUUUCCAGAGCACUUUGAUCUACAUUAUUUGCAACCAUUGUCCGCCUCGUUUCUCUCGCGCCUUCUUUUACGAAGCAACAUUGUGCAACUCAUUUUGCUACGUUUGCAUUGAGCCUUUUUUUUUUGUUUCUUAUUCACUUUUUUGUUCACAACAUUAUGUACUGUUGAUACGGUGGAUUACAUCUUCCUUUUGUAUUCAAAUCCCAAUAUGGGCAUCGCCAACCAAACCGUCGCCAGUCCAAUGGCAGAAAAGACCGAAAAGUCUCCUGUCGUAGUCGCUGUACAUGCCAGCGACCCUGAAGAUAAACCAAAAACAACAUUUUCCGAUUUCAAAGCAUCCAACCCAUUCUUCGACCUUCCCCCGUCUCAGCCCGCAACGCCCAACGAGUGCGAAGGUCUACGCUCCGGCACACUAACAGGGCUGUCGUCGCCGACAAAUCUACUUGGCUUCUCCCCAACAAGGCACAUCCAAAGCAGCUGGAGGAUAAGAGGGCAAAAAUCCAAGCCGAUGGAGGAGGAUCCGCUAAUGAAAAGUGAAUACUUUGACGACCAGAGGUCCGAUACGCUAUGGGUUGAGGAGGAGGUGACCAUUUCGGAUGCACCACGGCGACGAAGGGCUCGCAAGUGGGCUAUAUGUGGAAUAGUUUGCUGUAUUACAUUGCUGAGCAUUUUGUCGGUUGUCAACGGUCUGUUAUUUUUCUCACGACGGGCCUUGGAUCACGAAGAUGAUCCGGAUGCGAUAUUCGCCGACUGGGGAAGGGUGGGGAGCGGCACUGAGGAGCGAGCCUGGUACCCGACCGACUUCCUGCGCGAUGUACAGCCCAUCUCAUGCCACUCGCAUAACGACUACUGGCGCAAGGUGCCGCUCUUCUCGGCGCUGCACGCGGGGUGCACUGGGGUCGAGGCCGACGUGUGGCUUUUCCAGGACCGCGGCAGCGACCUGUUCGUCGGGCACGACACGGCCGCCCUGCAGUCCAACCGGACGUUUAGAUCGCUCUACGUCGACCCGAUAGUCAAGAUCCUGGAGCACCAAAACCCAUCGCACCAGUUCUACAACGGCUCGCGCCGUGGCGUGUUCGACGUCGACCCUUCUCAGACCCUGACGCUGCUGGUGGAUGUCAAGACGAGUGGGGCAGACACGUGGAAGGAGGUGGUAAGGCAGCUCGAGCCGCUUAGGACUAGGGGUUGGUUGAGCGAGUUCAAGGACGGCAAGGUGACGUACGGGCCGGUGACGGUGGUGGGGACGGGCAAUACGCCAUUCGACUUGGUGACUGCCGACGCGACGCAGCGGGACUACUUCUACGAUGCGCCGCUAGACCGGCUGGAGGGGGGCAAGUACGACUCGACGAACUCGUACUACGCAAGUGUGCCGUUCAAGAACUCGAUCGGCAACGUGUGGUUCGGCGGGCUGGGCGACUCGCAGUUGCGCAAGAUUCGGGAGCAGGUCAAGUCGGCACACGACAGGGGGCUCAAAGUCAGGUACUGGGACAUUCCUGCAUGGCCGAUCCACGUCAGAAACAGCAUCUGGGACAGCCUUGUCAAGGAGGGUGUUGACAUGCUCAACGUGGAUGACCUCAGGGCGGCGACGAGGAGGAACUGGACCAAGUUAAUGUGGUUAUUUUGAAUCUAGCAUCGUUUUUAUAUUUUUCUUUUCUUUUGUUAAUAAUGCAGCAUUUGAGUUUUCGUGCAGCUGGAGUUUUCUGGGAGAUUUGAAGAAUUAGACCUAGAACUAGAGGUUAAUUGAGCCCCUGGUUCACAUCAUCUGCGGAAGUUUUUGCGUUGAUCCUUUGCGAUGGAGCGUUUCUUUUACAAGUUCACCGAUCGGUUACAGCGUUUCAGGAUAUGCGAGACAUUGUCGAUAAGUGGUAGGUAAGAUGGGGGUUUAAUGAUGUACAUGAAUGAACCUUAGAAUGUGCCGUAUUAAACAUCUCUUGGCCCGAUCUUGGCUUUUUUGGGAGGCGCGGUC
Pyricularia grisea is the source of this 2800-nucleotide messenger RNA. RefSeq lists its product as uncharacterized. Gene Ontology annotation, biological process: lipid metabolic process. The transcript is spliced from 2 exons. The coding region runs from base 1043 to 2458 and encodes 471 amino acids. Gene Ontology annotation, molecular function: phosphoric diester hydrolase activity. NCBI's taxonomy places the organism in Eukaryota, Fungi, Ascomycota, Sordariomycetes, Magnaporthales, Pyriculariaceae. The record is from RefSeq and is a predicted model, not a curated record.